UGGGGGGAGGAGGGAGGGAGGAGGAGGAAUGUGGAGGGUUCUGCUCACUGUGAAGCCCACACAGCCCCGGGGAGGUGGACAUGGCGCUGUGUGCUGCUGCCGGAGAGUUGCGAGUGCAGCUUCAGCUGUUAGCGGCCCUGAGCAUCGCCUCCGCCUUCAACAUCGACACCAGGUUCCCGGUCCUGAAGCGGGGACCGCCCGACAGCUACUUCGGAUACUCGGUGGCUUUACACCGGCAGCUGAAGGGGCAAGACCGCCACCUGUUGCUAGUCGGGGCUCCCAAAGCAGAAGGCCUUCCAGACCAGCUUGCAAAUCGCACGGGAGCCUUGUUCUACUGUCCCAUUACAUCAAGAGAGGACGACUGUGUGCGUGCAGACUUCGAGACACCUACUGACUUACAAAAGGAGAGCAAAGAGGAUCAAUGGCUCGGAGUCACCGUAGCAAGCCAGGGCCCUGGGGGUAAAGUGCUGGUAUGUGCACACCGGUACGAGAAGAGACAGAAGAACCUUCGGGGUGAGAAGAGGAACUUGCUUGGUCGAUGCUUCGUGAUGAGUGAUGACAUUGCUAUUGACCAGAAUGAUUACUGGGACACCACCCCAGCCCACUUCUGUGAGAACGUUGGUUCCGACCACCAGGGCCUCCUCAUGUGUCAGCAGGGCAUGGCAGGAGGCUUCACACAUCCCAAUCAUUACGCGUAUUACGGGGCUCCAGGAGGGUGGAACUGGCAAGGAGCAGUCUACGUUGAACAGAAGAACAGUACCUUUUUCGAUCUCAAUAUACUGAGUGACGGACCGUUCAGGCUUCCGGACCUGAAAAAGGGAAACAGCUACAUUGGGUACUCACUCAUGGCUGGGCAGCAGAUCUUAUCCCAGAACAGCUUCAGCUAUGUGGCUGGAGGCCCUCGAUAUGAUCAUACAGGAGCCGUCUUCCUCUUGGAGCAAAGCAAAGCAGAUGAUCUGAAAAUGGAGAAAGUUAUACGGGGCAAUCAGACAGGCUCGUACUUCGGCAGUACUGUGGCUGUCGCUGACCUUAACAAUGACAAUUGGAAAGAUCUCAUUGUGGGGGCUCCUCACUACUUUGAUCAUAAGAAGGAGAUCGGUGGUGCUGUGUACAUCUACAUGAACGAAGUGGGGAAGUUUCCCAAUCAGCACAGCCUCAUCCUGAACGGCACUUUGGACUCUUUGUUCGGUCAUGUCGUCAGCAGCAUCGGGGACGUCAAUCAGGAUGGAUUUCAAGAUAUUGCUGUCGGCGCUCCGUAUGAUGGAGACGGCAAAGUUUACAUUUACCACGGCGGUGCCCGAGGAUUGGAACCCAAACCCAGUCAGAUCAUUGAUGGGAAACAUCUGAAUGGUGGCAUACAGACAUUUGGUUACUCUAUCAGCGGAAACCUUGAUGUGGACAGUAAUACCUAUCCUGAUAUUCUUAUCGGAACUUUGUCGGACAAGGUCACAUUAUUGAGAUCCAGGCCUGUAAUUAACAUCAAAAGAAACUUCACCGUGCAUCCGGAAACUAUAGACCCCAGCAAAUGCACUGAAAAAUCCUGUAUCACAGUGGAACUGUGUUUCUCAUACCUGACAAGCACCAGGAAGUACAACCGCAACAUUACUCUUAACUAUACGUUGAAGGCUGAGAGAGAGAGACGUUCAGCUCCACGAGUUCAAUUUGUCAAGACCAUGAAAGACGAAUUAGAAGGCUUCUUCUCAAUGCCAAAAACCAAAUGUCAGAAGAUUGAACUAAACCUGAUGAAUACCGUUCAGGAUAAGUUGCAUCCGAUCUCAAUUACUCUGACUUACGACAUUUAUAGGCCGGUGUCCCGGGGGCGUCAGUAUGUGCGCUCUCUGGACCAAUUCCCUGUUUUGAACGUUCAACAGACCCACAAUGAGACGAGAGAGAUCCAUUUUGAGAAGGAUUGUGGCAGCGACCGAGUUUGCCACAGCAACCUGCAAAUGAUGUACGAGUUUGGUAAUUUCGGGAAAGACGAGAAGUUUGAUCCUGUCAACAGGCUGCAGAACAAGCAAAUCCUGGAGUUCGAUGGCAAAACUAAGAGGCUUGCUCUGCAGGUCAAUGUCAGCAACUUUCUGAACAACAGUGACACUAUCGGCGAGGACGCACACCAGGCCUUCCUCAACAUCACGCUGCCUAACACCCUCUCCUACUCUGGAGUCCGGGCCGAUUCCGCACGCUGUAACAAUAGAGGACAGAAUGUGCUCUGCUCUUUGGGAAACCCAUUUAAGAAGAACCAAGAGAUGACCUUGAGUAUUCUUGUGCAGACGAAGUUAAUAGAUCUCCACACGAGAGAGAUUAAUGUGAUGCUCCAACUCACCACGGAGAGCGUACAGAAGGACCUGAUGCCAGUCACAGCAUCAAUGCUGGUGCAAGUUGAACUGCAAGUUUCCCUGAGUAGGGAGCAUAAAACCCACUUGGCGUACUUCAGUGGCUCAGUCAUGGGUGAGAGCGCCAUGAAGACGUUCGACGAUGUGGGGAGUUCUGUGGACUUCACGUUUCAGGUGGUAAAUAUCGGAGAACCUCUGGGGAACCUGGGGGAACUUUACCUCAGUUUCUUGUGGCCUCAUGAAAUCAGCAAUGGCAAAUGGUUGCUAUACUUGACUGAAAUAGAAAUGAACGGGACAGAUGACCAGUAUUGUGUACCAGAGGGGAAUGUCGUGAAUCCACUGAACUUAAUGAUGGCUAAACAAACGAAACAGGCGGUGAGACGGAAGCGGGAAGCUGUGCCAGCCGUGGACCAGGAGAAGAGGAGACUCCUCAGCCAUGCCAAAGCCAAGGAUAAUCUAGAGUUAGAAUGUAAUAACAAGCACACAGCCAAUUGCAGGAAAUUCCAGUGUCUGCUCAGUAACAUGACUGACAAGGCUACAGUAACACUAAGAGCACGAGUGUGGAAAAGCACUUUCUUAGAGGAAUACAGCGACUUCAGUCGCAUUAUUGUACAGAUGGAAGCUUCCUUAUACCUGAAGACUAAUAUAAGUACAAUAAAAAUGGACGAAGCACCCGUGAAAGCAAUACUCUAUGUUAUGUCUAACGUUGAUGAAGAACAGCAGUACGAGAUACCGCUGUGGAUCAUCAUUGUUGCAGUCCUGGCUGGAGUCUUGCUCUUGAGUCUAAUUGUACUCUUACUAUGGAAGUGCGGCUUCUUCAAGAGGACAAGAUACUACAGGACCAUGCCAAAGUAUCAUGCUGUGAAAAUUCGCAAAGAGGAACGCUACUUUAUCACAGAAGGCUUCACAAAGAAGAGCCAAACAAAGCAAUGGGUAACAAACUGGAAAGAGGAGGACCAUCCAUAUUGACUGAUUCUUGCUCAACAUCAAAAUGGGGGGGAGUGAGGGGUGUGUGGGGGGGUUUAAUUGCUGAGGCUAAAUUCCUUUCUAGCGAAUAAACCAAGGGACCUGGACCAGUGGACAGACAACAUCUGUCCACAUCAGUUUGGUUCUAUUUAUAAUAAGUUAUGUUUCAGCCAAACUCAAGAUUUUAUAAAUAUAGAUAAAUAUAUGUGACAAAGUUUACGAAGCACGGAGAGAAGAGAUUUUUAAAAAUUCUCUCGCUGUCUUGGAAGCUGACCUUUAAUUUACUGCUAAGAGCUGGAAUACAUUCUCUUUUCCUCUCUCUCCCACUAACUCCCCCACCCCCACCACACACCCUCCAAUGGGGUUAGACUGUUUCUAAGGGGGUGUUCAAUGCACUGACACUGUUUGGGCAGGUCAGGGAAGUGGGGGGGUGGUUGGGGAAGGGACGAUUUUAUUAUUUUACAAAGCAAAAAUGUCAGCGUUCUCAAGAAGCGCUUUGCUCUGGAAGAAUCGACAAUUCUAAAGCAACUUUUUUUUUCUAAAGUUUCUUCUGUUCUCUUAAAGUUUCUAAUUUAUUACGUCAUUAAAUAUUGUGGGUUUACGAUAGACUGGACCCAGAUUGUAAAGAAAGCUGGAGAGAAGGAGACUAUUCCAAUGUUAAGCAACGAUAGAGAGUGGGGGUUUGGCAGUGGUUGAGGAACUCAAGUUCAUGUGGUUUCGUGGAUUUUGGUGACUGAUUCAGCAAAACUACAUCAUCUGGUCUAAGGCUUUAGUGCAGAGGUAUUCAAUCCGUUGUCUUUUCUUCAAUGCUCAAUGUCUGUUGAGUUGCUUCCAGUAUUGCAUUGUAAAUGGCAUGAUCCGAAAUAUAAUAAUAAUAGCCUUUACAUCUUGAUACAGAAUCUUUUACAUCGGGGAGGACGUCUCAAAGCACUUCACGGGAUAUACUGUAAAGUGUAGUG
This is a messenger RNA of Callorhinchus milii (elephant shark), 4258 nucleotides long. It is a transcript of the gene itga3b, whose product is annotated as integrin, alpha 3b. The record is from RefSeq and is a predicted model, not a curated record. NCBI's taxonomy places the organism in Eukaryota, Metazoa, Chordata, Chondrichthyes, Chimaeriformes, Callorhinchidae. The transcript is spliced from 25 exons. Bases 81 to 3302 code for a protein of 1073 amino acids. Gene Ontology annotation, molecular function: integrin binding. Gene Ontology annotation, biological process: cell-matrix adhesion; cell adhesion mediated by integrin; leukocyte migration. Gene Ontology annotation, cellular component: integrin complex; external side of plasma membrane.